Molecule: messenger RNA, 3899 nt
Organism: Abrus precatorius (Indian licorice)
Lineage: Eukaryota; Viridiplantae; Streptophyta; Magnoliopsida; Fabales; Fabaceae
Product: homeobox protein BEL1 homolog
Exons: 6
Coding region: 1153-3096 (647 amino acids)
Biological process (GO): regulation of transcription by RNA polymerase II
Molecular function (GO): RNA polymerase II cis-regulatory region sequence-specific DNA binding; DNA-binding transcription factor activity, RNA polymerase II-specific
Source: RefSeq, a predicted model, not a curated record
GCAUCUAUUCUUUCUCUUUUCACUUCUUCUCUCUACCUAUCCCUUCGCUCUGUAAGAACACAGCAGAAUACAGAUUAAACAACGCAACAGAAAACUCUGCUACCCUUUAUUAUACUAUUUUAUUUUAUAUUAUUAUUUUUUUUGGAAGAGCAGAGAGGGAAGCACCAUGGCCCACCAACUCAUCCCAAACAGAGUUCAAUUGCUGAAACCCAUCUGAAAAAGCCUGGAAAAGACUCCUACAUAGGAUGACUUCGAUCUUGGGAUUCGUUUCCCUACAAAGAUCCUCUUAAUCCCAUCACCGUUAUUUCUUUAAAAAAAUAACUCCGAGGCCUUGUUAUUGUGAAUAAAUAAUCAAAUUCAUGGGCGAAUAGAGUCCCUACAAAUCUAUAAUUUUUCUAUCAUGGCAGCAUUAUUACGGGUUUGGGUUUGGCUCUGGCUGUGGGGGUUAAAAGCAGAAUUUGUUAAAAAAAUCAACAUUUUCGUAAAUCAGAGAGCAACUUAUGUGGCGGCUUGUAGUAUAUGUACCAGGCAAAGGACGAUCAUUACUUUCUGUUGCUCCUGGUCCUUCAUAAGUACUAAGUAGAGAAGGUACUUAGGGGUAAGAAAUAAUUGAGGAAAUUUCCUUGAUAUUUUUUUUCUCCUGUACCGGAAUUCUAUUUUGGUUGUAUUUAUAUCUUGCAUUGACCCACUUCUACUAGAGAGAGAAAGAGAGAGAAGGUGGGCAUAUAUGAAAUGAUGAUCAUGGCAUGAAGGUCAUCAUCACCCCUAUCUGAUCUUCUAUUUCUGAGGAAGUAUUUCUCAUCCUUGUUCCUAGGUUGGUUUUCAUGGUACCUCUAUGUUGGCUUAUUAAGAGAACAAGUCUGAGAUAAAAGAAGCUCGCUCUUACUAAUUACUCUCCAAUUUCCCACCGUAGUCUUCCUCAAGUACCCUCCACCGACCACCACCACCACCACCACCACUGCUACAACUACUUUGAUCCGUUUCCAACGCACCUAACUAAUUAUUCCACUCUUCCAUUACGUGGUUUUUGGGUUUAUAAUAUAUAUUCCAACAUAAGAAAUCAAAGCAAGAGGAAGAAGGAGUAUAAAUAAUUGGUGAGAAACCAAUUAAUCAAUUGAGAAGAACAUUAGAAGAAGCAAUUGAUGAGAUUUCAUGGCUCGACAACUGUGUGAAGACAAAUCAUCAGGUGGAUUCUGCUAUUCUGAUGCAUCAUCGGGUAACCCAACGAUGCAGACUCAUCUAGUGAACCAGAUCCAAGGCUUUGUGUCAGACCCAGAGAUGUUCAACCUCACCACAGGCAUGGAAAUGAUAGGGUUUCCAAAGGGCGACGCCAACGCUGUCAUGUGGAAAACUUUCAGCGCCAAACCUGGUCCUUCCUCUUCCAAAACCAUGAAUCACUCUUCCACCACUUUCUACCACCAUGACUAUAACAACAAGCCUUCAGAUUUCACACAAGCGAUAUCUGAAACAAGUGGCGAGAAUCUAAUCGUGGGAGCUCACGAUUCAGCUCCGUGGCAAGAGAACAACAACAGGUUACUCGUUGAUGAUUCUUCCUUAAGGUGUGUGUUCCCUUGUGAAGGGAACGAAAGGCCUAGUCAAGGUCUUUCACUCUCUCUUAGUUCAACCAACCCUUCCACUAUUGGGUUGCAAUCUUUUGAGCUAAGACAAACAAGCCACCAUCCUGAUUUUGUUUCAACUUCCAGAGAGGGGUUCUUUGGAAAAUCAGUGACUGUUCAACAGCAACAGGUGUUACAAGAUGGGUAUUUGAGUGCUAAGCCUGCGAAUCUUUAUCAACAAGGACAUUUCUUGCUCAAGAACUCAAAGUACCUGGUACCUGCACAGGACCUUCUGAACGAGUUUUGUAGUCUAGGCACAAAGCAAAGCGAAGUGCCAAAGCCAAAGUCGUCAAACAAGAACAAGCAGUGGGAAGAGGAUAAUAAUAACGGUGUCGGUUCCUCGAAGAAGCAUUCUCUUACCUCCCUAGAAUUCGUGGAAUUGCAAAAGAGAAAGACAAAGCUGCUUUCGAUGCUGGAAGAGGUUGACAGAAGAUACAAGCACUACCGCAAUCAGAUGAAAAGCGUGGUGUCAUCGUUUGAAGCUGUGGCUGGGAAUGGUGCAGCCACGGUGUACUCGGCGUUGGCUUUGAAAGCCAUGUCGAGACAUUUCAGAUGUUUGAAGGAUGGGAUAUUGGGGCAGAUUCAGGCCACAAGGAAAGCCAUGGGAGAGAAAGACCCAGUUGCACCAGGCACAACAAGGGGUGAAACACCAAGGCUUAAAAUCAUUGACCAAGCCCUCAGACAACAAAGAGCCUUCCAACAAAUGAGCAUGAUGGAAACGCAUCCUUGGAGACCCCAACGUGGCCUUCCCGAGCGAUCUGUCUCCGUUCUUCGAGCUUGGCUUUUUGAGCAUUUUCUCCAUCCGUAUCCAAGCGAUGUUGACAAACAUAUUUUAGCCCGCCAAACUGGUCUCUCGAGAAGUCAGGUUUCAAAUUGGUUUAUCAAUGCAAGGGUGAGACUUUGGAAGCCAAUGGUGGAGGAAAUGUACUUGGAGGAGCUGAAGGAUCAGGAAAACAAUAUAGCUUCCUCAGAGGCGGGCACCGAUCCAGAUGAUAAUAUUAACCCAAAUGUUCAAAACCCACCACCUGCUUCUUCACGUUCCGAGGAUCAGAAGCCGACACUUGUCCGAAUUGACUCUGAGUGUGCGUCCUCCGUCAUCAACAACCACACCCCAGAUAACAAAAACGACCCAAAGAACAGCACCAACAUGAACCCACAAGAACAAUGCUUUGGGUCGGUGGAGCUUGAUUUUUCAUCUUACACGCACCACACAUCGGGCAUGGUUUCUUACAGUAGUAACGAUCAUGAUGGGAACAACCAGAGUUUGAAUGGUGGGAAUGGGGUGUCUUUGACGCUAGGGCUACAGCAGCAUGGGGUGAGCCUAGCGUUCCCGCCAACAACUCAGAGUUCGCUGUACUAUCCAAGGGACCAAAUUGAAGAUUGUCAACCAGUUCAGUACUCUCUUUUGGACGGCGAAGGACAAAACCUGCCUUAUAGAAAUUUGAUGGGUGCACAACUGCUUCAUGAUUUGGCAGGAUGAAAUGGAUAUUAUUGAUUUGAAUUGAGUUGAUCGUGGAGGACGCACGGAAUUGAGAUUAAAAUGCAUGGUGAGUAAUUAAGUGGGUAUAAUUAAGAUUAGUUUUUUCUUUUUAUCCUUUAGCUAGCUACGCACAACAAAUUAUAUACUACACAAUUAAUGCUUAAUUCCAUACAUAAAGCUAUACUUGAUUAGAUAACGUAUAGUUUGAUUUCGACAUGUGUAUUCAUGCCUAUAUUUUGGAAUUGGAAUUCGUAAGUCAAGAUUUAUACAAAAUUUGUUUAGUUAAUUAUUUUUUUUCUUCAACUAAUAAACCAUAUAGUUCAUAUACUUUUGAAUUAUUGGAAUGUUCCUUAAUCCUGGGUUCGAUUCUUUCGGAGGGCUAUUUUCUUUGGGGCUUCCAUUAACUACUGAACUAGUGGCAAAUAAUAUUCUUUUUCCGAGGGUUGGAGAUAUUUGUAGUUUGUUAUGAAAAGAAAAGAAUAUUGCUAAAGGACAAUACCAUUUGGCUGUACAAGUUUGGUUGGAUGCUAAGAACAACAAGAAUUACCAAAAAUAAAAUAAAAAUCAAAGAUAAUUUGGUGGUAGUGGUCCCUGGUUCAACCUCAUGAAGACAACAUCUCGUGCCGAUAAGAAUUGGUUGCUUUAUGAUGUCAACUUUUGUUAUUGGUUUAUCUGUGCCCUCUUCUUUUUGGCCAAUAUAAGAGAUGUCGUUUCAGUAAGUUUAGAGUUAGAGGUGCUUGGUUUAUUCAAACAAUCCUAUCUCACCUCCUCCUAUUUGCUCUCUAAGGAAUGCAACUUGUGUG